AUGGCGGAAUGUCAGCAGUUUUUGGCUGCGGUGGCUCGCUACCUGGUUGCCAUGAAAGAGAACAGUGGAUAUGAAAAGAUGAGGGAGGACCAGUUCCACAACUGUCGCCUUAAGAUGCAGUCGUGGCCGCGAGUGAACAUGGAGCAGGCAUCAUCGAUUGCAGAAGCAUUGAGACACAUGGAUUGGACACCUGAGCAGCUUCAUGACCUACAGCAGGAAGUGAAUUCCAAAACCAGUGUGGCUUCCGAGAUGGCUCCGAACACUGUCUCCAGAAGACCGCUGCAGGAUUACCAGGCCUUUCUGAACUACCUGCCGAUGUCCUUGUGGCUGCAGAUCGUGGGCGAUAAGCCUUUGGAAGGCUUAGCGCUAUUGACUCGCAGCUCCCUGAAUGCUACAGCAGAGAAGCUUUCGCGAGCGAAGGACCUUGCCAGUGCCAGUUGGAUGUGUCAAAGUUGGCCUUCAUCCAAAGCUUGGUCCGAGAGAAUGCCCAAGGAUCUGACUCUGAGAAGCUUUGGUAAUCCAGCCGCGGAUGUCAUGAAUCUGACAGCUCUGACACGAAGCCGCUUCAACGAUAGUGGCAGUGGCCUGAGGAAUCUGCAACUGUUUCCGCCCCGCCAGAGGGGUUUGUCGUUGACACAGGGCUCGGCUUCACAUGCUUUGGCCGCAAGUGGAGACCUCUUGCCGGUGGAAUCCGGCCCCAACUUGCAGCUGGCCCUGCCAAGCUCUGCCGCAGCAAGCUCAGCCACAGCUCCAUCAAUGAAUCGGGAAGCACCCGUGCCUGAGAAAGAUGUCACAACAGCUGUGGCAUCAAAUGUGGAGCCAGACUUGAGCAAGAAAGAUCUCAGAGAGGAUGUGGGACCAAGUCUUGAGAAGACUGCUCCUGCGGAUCCCCAAGACCAUGUUGAAGAAAAGCCAAACGACCAGAAUGAGAAGAGCCAGUUUGAACGAGUCACCGAAGAGCUUCGGCAAAAGCUUGAUGACAAGGCUGCAGUGAAGCAACGGCCUGCUGCUGCCAUGAAAAGGCCUGUAUGCAAAGACCCUCCACAGUCACAGCAGACAGCUCCAUCCAAGAAUGUCAAGAAGAAGGCGCCAGAGCCAAAGAAGAAAGCCGCUACAAAAGCAAAACCAAUGAAGAAGCCAAGCUCGAGUGGCUGUGGAAAACGAAAGAAAAGUUUCGAUGAUGGUCGCCCACCGGACGCCUUGAAGCUUUACCCAGACGGGCAGGCUGCUGAAGUUGCUGUUACCCUGGCUCAUGAUGAAGCGCCCUCAGAGCAAGACAAGAAGCGUGAGGCGAAGUCCAUUACCAACGGAGUGGCGAAAGCGGCCUCAGAAUACAAGCAGACGUACAUUGAAGAGCUGAAUGUGGAUGGCCAGACUGUAUAUGUCACCAACUUGCAGUUGCUGUUGCAGCGGUAUUGCCAACAAUCGCGUGAGUUCGCCAAAGCGGUACGCGAAGCAUUGAGUUGUGUCUCUGAACCAUUGAGUAUGGUUGCCUAUGUGGAUGAGACUGUGAGUGGAAACCCGCUGAACCCUUGCAACCCAAAGAAGAGCCACCUCAUCUACCUUACUUUCUUGGAAAUGGGGCCCAGGAUCGGGCUUCAAGAGUUUUGGUUGGUGGGCGGAGUCAUCACCAAUGGCAAGGCUGCCUCUGUGUGUGGUGGCCUGAGCGAAGUGUUCAAAAACAUCUUGCUGCAUUGGCAUCAUUCGGAUCACGGCAUCCUACACAGAAGCGGCUUUAGUGUGGAGCUGGAAGGUGAACACUGGCUGUUUCGUUGCAAGCUUCAUGCGCUCAUCACAGAUGAGGCUGCUUUGCGGAGUGUUCUGGGCAGCAAAGGCGCUGCAGGGAUGAAACCCUGUAGCAAAUGCUACAAUAUAGUGAGCAAGUGGCAUGGUGCUUCGUUUGACUUGCAAGAUGGUGAGACCGUCAAAGACAUCACAGAAGCAAAUUAUAGAUCAUUCUUGAAGUACACUGACCAAGAAGUGUUUGAUGUCAUUGAACGCUUGAGGCUGUUUACUAUCUCUGUCUUAAAGGAUUGGAGCGCGUCAGUCAAGCUGAUGGUGGAGAUGCUUGGCACUUCAGCCAAUGGCGAGAUGCUGGCUCUGAGUUCCAAGUUCAAGCUGGUACGGUUUUCAGUUUCAAAGCUCGCCAUGGAGCAUAGCGAGAACGAUUUGGCCAUCAAGCUCAUUCAAUGCUGCGACUAUGACGAUGAGUUUGACGAAGGGCUCAAAGAAGCUGCAAGGCUGGUUUUGGAGACAGUUUCUCGGGAAGAGCUCAAUGUGGAGGCAUGGGGUUUCUUCAUUGUGGCCUGCGGUCGCAGCUCAAUGGUGAAGAAGUGCGACGUGUCCAUCGAGAACUUUGCCUCUGUGACCAUGCAAUCGUUGGCGCCGGCCAUUGGCAUCACAUCCAUGCGCGAAGGGGCUCUGAAGAACCAUCGAUUCGCUGAGUUGAUGGACCGCGAGGUCAACUUUCUAAAGUUUUGGGUGGACGCCUUGGUGAUCAGCGAGACCUUCAUCGAGUACCGCCCUCUCUUGGAGAACCUCAAGGACGACAUCAUGAAGCUUGGUGAGGCACUCAAAUGA
Messenger RNA from Durusdinium trenchii, 2580 nucleotides. Lineage: Eukaryota; Dinophyceae; Suessiales; Symbiodiniaceae. The record is from the annotation of a GenBank genome assembly.